UUUCUCUCUCUUUCCCUCUCAGGCCAACAUCACUAUAGGUGGUGUUGCUCAAGCUGGCAUUUAACAACAGUCAUUCUGAGUCGUUCUUUUAUGAUUAUUUAAUACAAUAGAUAAUGCGAUAAACAUUGCAACGUAUCAUUACACUAACAGCUAUCAAUAUUGGAAGACAAUAUGGAAACGUCUGACAAAAGACAGGUCCCAACACCGUUGAGAAAAGUAUUGGCAGUGGAUACCUAUUUAACAGAUCAGCUUGUCAAAUUGGUGGAAAGGAGUUUACCUUUAAGACAAUUGAAAGUGCAUUAUAAACUAUUGGAGAUAUCAUGCCACGGCAUACCUUGGCUUGGAACAUCUCUCAUACUAAUUUGGGUUUUCAACAGCAAGAGUUUGUAUCAAAUGCAGGUUAACCUUCUGAUAGGACUGCUACUCGACAUCCUCUUAAUUUCUGUGCUCAAAGCAGUUACAAGAAGAAGACGACCAAAUAACAACACGAAUGACGAUCUAUUCGUAAUAGGUCCUGAUAAAUAUUCUUUUCCAUCUGGACAUGCGUCACGUGCUGCAUUUGUUGUAUAUUUCUUCCUCCAUCUGUGGCCAGUACCCUUAAUGUGCACACCACCUUUGCUAGCAUGGUCCUCUAGUGUGUGUAUGUCCAGAAUAUUAAUGAGAAGACAUCACAUAUUGGACGUAGUUUUUGGUGUACUUCUAGGUAUCUUCGAAGGUUUACUUAUAGGUUAUAUUUAUUUGGAGCAGGAGACGUGCAUUAGUUUAGUUUCCUGGAUUACGGAUGAAAAAGUACAUGGAGCUGAAUAAUAUUUGUGCAAUCACGAUUUAUGCUUGAAAAAUAUAUAAUGUAUUUUAUUAAUAUAUUGAACUAUUUUUACAUAUAAUUCUGUGAUUAGUGCCAUAUUUUUCAUGGGUAUUAAGACAAUGUAAAAUAAAAAAUAUCAAAGUCUGUCUAUAACUGUACAACUGCAAUCUAAAUUACAAAAUUAGUUUUGUAAAAUUAAUUUUGUAAGAUGUUUCUCAAAAAUAUUUAAUAUAUACCUUCAUAUACCGUU
Molecule: messenger RNA, 1055 nt
Organism: Solenopsis invicta (red fire ant)
Lineage: Eukaryota; Metazoa; Arthropoda; Insecta; Hymenoptera; Formicidae
Product: phospholipid phosphatase 6
Exons: 4
Coding region: 172-807 (211 amino acids)
Molecular function (GO): sphingosine-1-phosphate phosphatase activity
Source: RefSeq, a predicted model, not a curated record